Suillus subalutaceus is the source of this 3330-nucleotide messenger RNA. Its product is annotated as CHAT domain-containing protein. Gene Ontology annotation, molecular function: protein binding. The transcript has 8 exons. Lineage: Eukaryota; Fungi; Basidiomycota; Agaricomycetes; Boletales; Suillaceae. The record is from RefSeq and is a predicted model, not a curated record. Bases 1 to 3330 code for a protein of 1109 amino acids.
AUGUUCCGACUUUUUUUUUUCAAAGCCAUUCUGACAAUGCUUUAUCGCGUCAUUGCUAAGCUGUUUGCUUUCCCGACAGGUCCAUCGCCAGAUGAACUUGUAAAUCAAGUAGAGUGGUGCUUGCGCACAGAUGAUCCCCAUGCCGUAGAUGAAGUUGUAUCCCUUCAUUAUGAUGCACUGGAAUACUCCAGCGCGACACAUGAUCAGCGAAGGCUAUUGCGUCAAGGCAAUAGCCAAGACCUCGAAAAGGCCAUCGCAUUUUACAGGGAAGCACUGGCUUUGCAGCUGGUAGGUCACCCGGACCGGCCCGUGUCAUUAAAUAACCUUGGAAGUGGUCUCUCCACCCGCUUCAAGCACCAAGGCAAUGACAAAGACUUGGAUGAAGCUAUCAUGCUCCACAUGGAAGUGCUGAGUUUGCACUCAGUCGGUCACCCAGAUCGGUCUUCAUCAUUAAAUAUCCUCGGCAAAAAUCUCUUCACCCACUUCGAGCACCGAGGCAAUGACCAAGACUUGAAUGAAGCUAUCGCACUUUUCAGGGAAGUGCUGAGUUUUUGUCCGGUCGGUGACCCAGAACGGUUCGAGUCACUAUGUAAUCUGGGGAUUCCACUCUACAGCCGCUUCAAGCACCAAAGCAAGGACCAAGACUUGGAUGAAGUCAUCACGCUUUACAGGGAAGCACUGAUUUUGUGCCUGGUCGGUCACCAAGCACAGUACCCAUCAUUAAAUACCCUUGCGGUUCAACUCUCCACCCGCUUCAAGCGCCGAGGCAAUGACCAAGACUUGGAUGAGGCUAUCAUGCUUCACAGGGAAGCGCUGAGUUUGCGCUCCCUCGGUCUCCCAUAUCGGUUCAUAUCACUACACAACCUUGGCAACGACCUCUCCACCCGCUUCAUGUGCCGAGGCAAUGACCAAGACUUGGAUGAGGCUAUCAGGCUUCAAAGGGAAGCGCUGAGUUUACGGUCGGUCGGUCACCCAGAUCGGUCCAUGUUAUUAAGUAACCUUGGCGAUCACCUCUCCAUCUGCUUCAAGCUCCGAGGCAAUGACGAAGACUUAGAUGAGGCUAUCACUCUCUGCAGGGAAGCACUGGCUUCGCACCCAGUUGGUCAUCCACUUCGGUUCAUGUCAUUGAAUCACCUUGGGUCUGGACUCUCCACCCGCUUUGACCACCGAGGUAGUGACCAAGACUUGGAUGAAGCUUUCACAAUUCAUACAGAAGCGCUGGCUUUACAGCCCAGUUGCAACGGGGGUAAUGGCCAAGACUUGGAUAAGGCGAUCGCGUUUUUCAGGGAAACACUGGCUGCAAUGGCAGUGGGUUGCCCGGAGCGUUCCUUGUCAUUAUUUAACCUUGGGGGUGGAGUCGCCACCCGCUUCAACCACCAAGGCAAUGAUCAAGACUUGGAUGAGGCUAUCACGCUUUGCAGGGAACCAUUGUCGUUGCACCAAGCCGGUAAUCCACAUAUGUCCAUGUCAUUAAAUAAUCUUGCAGCCAUACUCUCCUCCCGCUUCCAGUACCGAGGCAAUGUCCAAGACUUGGAUGAAGCUAUCGCGCUACACAGGGAAGCGCUGAGUUUUCAUCUGGUCGGUCACCCAGAUCGGUUCAUGUCUUUAGAUCACCUUGGGGGUCAACUCUCCACCCGCUUUGACCACCGAGGCAAUGAUCAAGACUUGGAUAAGGCCAUCGCGCUUUCCAGAGAAGCGCUAGCCUUGUGCCCAGUCAAUCACCCACAUCGAUUCUCGUCAUUAAAUAACCUUGGGAAUGAAUUAUUCACCCGUUUUAAGCACCGGGACAACGGUCAAGACUUAGAGGAGGCUAUCGCACUUCACAGGGAAGCACUGAGCUUGUGCUCGGUCAGUCAUCCAAAUAGGUACCCAUCAUUAAAUAACCUUGCGAAUACACUCUCCGUCCGCUCGGAACACCAAGGUGACGAGCAAGACUUGGAUGAGGCUAUCGCACUUCACAGGGAAGCGCUGAGUUUGCGCUCAGUCGGUCACCCAGAUCAGUUCACAUCAUCAAAUAAUCUUGGGAAUGUACUGUUGUGGCUCAUCAGUCGCUUGCUAUCGCCUAUCUGUUGUCCCAUCAAUCAGGACUACGGGCCUAUCAUCGUUCUUGUUGCAAGCAAGUCGUAUUGCCAUGCAAUCAUCGUCCCACAUAAGGAACCUCCGGUUAAUGUAGGACUCGCUAUCAACGUAGAAAAACUCGAGCGAUUGGUGUUCGCUUUCCAACGGACGGUGAACAACCCUCUGUCACGGGAAAAACAAGGAAAGCUGAUAGAAGCUUUGAGAGAGUUAUGGGUCGAGAUCGUGCACCCUGUGGUUGAAAAUCUGGCAAAUUUGCAAAACCAGGGUCGCGAAUAUGGUGGUGCCCAACCUCUCUCUUCAACUUCAUGCCUUUGCACGCUGCUGGCGAGUAUAGGCGGGGCUCGCAGACGCCGUGAUCAAUCUCUCCCCGUGUCGUUUGCCGCCAUUGGUCAGAAUCACCCAAAAGGAGCUUCAUCUAUUUUGGACUGUGUGGAGCCUGAGCUGACAUUGGUGCAGAGCCUUUUACCCCGUCCCCCGAUGGUUUCCUUCACGAAGAUCACAAGCAUUGAUGCUACAAAAUCAAGAGCGUUGUCCGCAUUGCAAGAUAAUCCUUGGCUCCAUUUUGCAUGUCACAGGACACAGAAUCAUACAGAACCAUUCAAGUCAGCCUUUCUCAUGUGCGACGAACCGCUUUCACUCCUCGAUAUUACACAAAUGGAUCUAUCUUCACAUGCAUUUGCAUUCCUUUCCGCCUGUGAGACCGCAGUCGGCGACUUUCACACUCCUGACGAAGUGAUACACCUGGUGGCUGCUCUCCAAUUUGCUGGGGUGAACAGUGUUGUUGGGACAUUAUGGGAGGUCAAUGAUAGUGCUGUGCAGCGCUUAGUGGAGGCAUUCUACAAAAACUUUUGCGGGGAUGGCACAAUGAAUUCAAAACGAGCUGCCCGAGCACUCCACCGAGCAGUCCAGUUGUUGGCUGAUGACAAAGACAUGCCCUUGGACCAGCGCAUAGUGUUCGCUGUUGCCUCCGAAGAGCACAAGGCGACCAAUCAGAAAGAUUCAACGAAGUUCAAAUUCGUACGGCUUCGAAGUCGCAGGAGCUCUGUUAGCCAUAUCGUGCUCGUGCAAGUGGGCGAUUUCGAACGAUUUUAUAAAGAUGGGCUCACGGGACUCGAACUGGGAAAGUUUUUGGAGAACGAGGUGAAUAUUGCUACGGAGAAUCCCUUGGCCAAUGACGAAGGCUAUACCAACUUGAACAAGAUCCUUUCAGAAUAUGGCGAGCGAUCAUGGAACACGGUACCAUGGGUAUGA